Messenger RNA from Porites lobata, 13837 nucleotides. The record is from the annotation of a GenBank genome assembly. Lineage: Eukaryota; Metazoa; Cnidaria; Anthozoa; Scleractinia; Poritidae.
AUGCUUUAUGUACAGUUGUUAAGUACCUCAAGAAGCAGCAGCAGCAUCCACAGUGAAGUUAUUGUUGGACCUGUUACUUGUACAGCUCAAUACAAGAGGCACAGCAGUAAUGGAACAUGGUCUCCUUAUUUUUUUAUCUCACCUGAUCUACCACCAAUAUAUGCACUUCAAGUACUACUGGAGAAAGUUCAUGCUUGGACUCAUCUUCCUUGGUUUGUGUUGAAAAAUUUUCAUACUUAUAUAUUAUAUUAUUUUUUAACUCACUUGGAAAACAUACUGGAAAACAUGUUGCCGGGACAAUUCUCCUCAUGUGAAAACUUUUUUGACCGAAAAAAUCCUUCUACUGGGAAAGAAAUUCUGUACUGGUAACUUGCUGAAUAAAAUUCAACAGGUUUAAUAUUGUGCAUGAUGAUUCAACAACAAAGUGACCCAGAUGUUUAAGGUGUCCCAUUUAGAGCACAUGAGCAGAAAAUGUCCCUCUGACAUGCAGGGCUGUUAAUAAGGGCUGGUGGCCAGCCAAAACCGCCGGCUAGUUAGCCAUUCUUAGGUGGCUACUUUUAUCUCCUUCUACCAUAACUGCUAAUAAAUAAGAAGCACCAUUGAAUAAAAUUGUAAAGCAUCCAUUUCCCAGGUUUGAAUGACAUUGAAUGCAUAUUCUAACACCUUUAGAUCUGUGAAAAAUUCGAACUGUGCAAUAUCUUGGAAUGCCUGGGACAUUUUGACGGCAUUGUUCCCAGUCUUGCGUGUAUUCUGACCAAGCAACAUGGCAUCCAUGGUGGAAAAUACCUCUUGAAAACCCCUGGAAGUGCCAUUUCCAAGACUCUAAUUUUCAAAAUAUCCCUAGAUGCCUCGACCCUCAAGAACUUGUGCCUUUGGUGGUGCGAGUUCUAAAGCCGCCUACUAUUCAUUAUCAGCCUGCUACUUAAAAACUUUUUGACAGCCCUGGACAUGUGCCCUAGUGUGCACCAACUUUACAUGGUUAAUGCUGGUGACCAAUUAUUGUUCCUGAAUUGGGGAAUACUGUACAUACCAAUGUUCGUCUUAUUAAUAAUGAAAACGAAACAUAAAUAACAAAAAAAGGUUUGGCCAACGUUUCAAAUACAGGGCAGUAUUUUUAUAGUGUGAUAUUGGAAAUGUGCUGUAGACUGUGUUGUUCUGAUAAGAACACUUGUUUCUGAAUAAGGGAUUGUAUACCUCUUAUUAGCUGAUUUUGAGGCCACAUUGUAGAUUAUAAAUCGUGAUUUUCCUGUACAAAAGAUUUUCAAAUUAUAUUUUAAAGACCAUUUGCCGCAGUUACAUGUGCUAUAGAUAAGGAAUGUUCUUGCUUUGUUUCUUUGCAGGUGGGCAGUAAUUAUUGGCUUCACAGCUGCUUUAAGGAGUGUUAUAACAGUUCCCUUGGCAAUACACCAGAACAAACUUAUUGCUGAAAUUGAACUGCGACAGCCAACUGUCAGCAUGAUGACAGAGGCUUUGAAACACAGAGUGGUGAGUGAAUGCCGUAGGCUAAGUGUAUCAGCUGAUGAAGCAGACAAGCUGUUCAAGAAGAGGGUAAGGAUGUAUGUAGGAAUAAUUAUUUCCUGAGGUAAUAUAUAAUACUUAUUAAUCAAGGCCAUGGUCUGAGAUUUCCCUAUAAAGAACAAGCAGAUGAGGUUAAUAAGUUAUUUAUUAUAUGUCCUUUUUAUUUUGGACCUGAGCCUGCAAUCAAUUAAAACCAACAACUGGUCAGCAGAUAACUUUUAAAAUUAAAACACGUCACCUCGAUGAGUUGUACACUUGAGCCCACGAUACAGUCAGGUGACACUGGUUGGCGGAUGCUUUUUUUGACAGCUGUCAAUAUUGACCAUACAUGUAACAUGGAUGUCCAUAAGGAUGUCCACUAUCAAGGUAAACACAGAUUGUCUUGGACGGCCGCCUUGGACACCUAGAUAGUAAUGCCCGGUCAUCACAAGAAAACGGCCAAUCAGAGUGGCAGCUCACGGGUACCAUUGUAGCCAUGUAUUAAUGACAGGAAACAGUUAAUUUUGACAGAAAAUUUACUGUUUCCUGAGGGACCAGUCUUUAAGUGAUUUGUUAUAGUAGCUGGAAAUUUUGAAGCUGCAAAUUCAUGAAACCUUGCUGUAGCAGCGGUCAUCGGUCAACGUUCCAAGGUAACAGUGCACUGUUACCUGCUAACAACAUACAAACUUCAGUUUUGCACUGUUGCCUUCUCAGAGAUUUUGGCUGGAAACAGUUUUAUUGAUAGAUGUCAUGUGACCUCAAAGUAACCAAUGAGAGUGCACACUGUUGGGAAAUAAUUAUUUCCAGUUAUAUAACAAAGGUGAAUAACCACCCUGGGGUUUUGAAAUGUAGUCAUCACCCCAACUGGCUGCAUGGGGAUCAAUCAGUGAAAGACCGAGUUCAGCUGAGAAUGUUGUUGUGUUUUUUUACAAUAAUGGUCACCAAUAGCAGUUAUCAACUGGCCUUAAUUAUUUGUCCCUAUCAAUGUAGCUUUUCAGCAGCCUUUGCUUAUUAAAUUUUAAUAAAAUGAGCUUUUAAGUUUGAAACUUUGAGAUUAUUUUUUUCACCAGUUUUCUGGUACCCAUUGAGGUUUUUAUUUUGCAUCAUAUCCAUCAUGAUUCUGAUUCUUUGUGUUAAAGGCUAGGAUAAAAAAUUAACCCCAAAAAAUAACCACUCCCUGCUACGUAGUGAUUUUGUUACCUAUUUUUUUCUGCGUCCUGUGUCUUUGACACAUGAAAAUCCCCAAAGACGCAAAAUAAUGGCAGUUAUUCAUGGCAUGCGUCCUGUAGGAUGCAAAGAUAGAUCAUUCGAUCAGAAUCUGAGUAUUUGUAGAAAUAUCCCGUUCAUGUAAUUUCUGUGGCAUUAAUUUUAUUAUCGCUGUUGUUUGAUGGUGCAUAUUUCUUUUAGCCUUUGUUGUGGUUUAAAAUAGAAGGACUAAGUAUACUGUAAUACAGAGUUUUGGAGUCUGUCUUCAGAUUAACUGUCUGGUUACAUGUACAUAACAGCCCAAGCAUUUUCAAUUUCGGACUCCUUUUUUUUUAAAUGGGACUCAUUGGUUCUGGACUGGGACUCGUGAGUUUUCACAAGAUGAAUCCCAGGACUCUCCAUAACUAUUUGUAUCAAAAUCACUGGCUACAUAGGCUAAUUGUAGGAAAAAAUGUGCCAGUACCCGGCCCACAUUAUCUCAACAGAGACAAACGAAGAAUGAGUUCAUAUUUAACUUAGGCAUUUAGCCCCUGUAGCCAGUCAAUUUUGCUAUGGGCGUUUGCUCAGAACUUCACCAAUAAUUGUACUUGCCACUUCAGUAUAGUAACUUGCUGGUAUUAUUUCUUUCUAUUGUUUAGCAUCGUAAAAUGAUAUAUGACUACUACCAGUCUGAGGGGUGCAAUCCAAUGAAAAUGUACAUUUUGCCUUGGAUUCAACUGCCUCUGUGGUUCUUUUUAUCCUUGUCAUUCAGAAACCUGACAGGGUUUUUUCCAUCUCAGAGAAAAGCAGGUACAUUGAUAAAAUGUUGUAAAUACAGAUAAAAUUAAUUUUCAGGCCUGGAGCUAUUAUUUUACAAUGGUAAUCCAAAGAUCAUAGAUGAAUUAAGCUUCUAGCUGGCAAACAACUUGCAAAUUAAGUUGUUUAUACAUGUAUUUGUCAGUUUCCAAACCAACAAACCUUCGUGCUAAUGGUAUUGCAUGUAUGGAAAAAAUUUCCUUCUUUAAUAUCUAUAUUAAUUUUUGCCAAAGAUUAUCAACACAUUAUCAAAAGAGUAGGGUUUGAGAAUGUGAAUAAAAUGAUCACCAUUAUCAAAAAAUUUUCUAAACUUAUCAUCCUUUAAGGUAAUGUAUGGAGAUCAGUCUGGAGAAUUUUUUUAUGUUGUUAUUGAGGCUUAACCCUUUAACCCCCAGUAUCCAAAUACAAAUUCUCCAAACAGAUCUCCAUACAUUUCCUGUAAGAAAUUGUUGAAUAAAUUUAAUAAAAGAUCAAGGCAUUUUCUCUUUGGUGAUCAUUUUAGCAAUUCUCAUAACCUUUUCCCUUGACAAUGUAUGGAUAUUGUUUGGAGGAAAUUGAUGUUGGUCACCAUUGGGACUUGAAGGGUUAAAGGGAUAAGGAGUGGAUUCAAAGGAUGUGGGCUUUUUUUUCCUAUCUCUGAAAAUUGGGUUUGAAGAAGGACUAUAGGGUCUCGUUUAGAUAUUUGUAGAAUUUUAAAGGCCCUGUUAAACCACUUGCAUAAACUUUGGUAAUGUAUUUUUAGUGCAUUUUGGAAUAAAGAUCGCAUCUGAAUCAAUUCAGCUCAGUGACCUAAAUUAAUUUGGGUCAGCCUAUAGUCGUAUUUGAAGUGGCUCAUGCAAUCUGAGGCAUCUGAACCAGGCCUUUAGAGUACAUAAAUUAAAAGUCAGAAGAUCAUGAAUUCCUUGUGAUCAAAAUUUGGAUAAGUUUUACUUUUAAUUGCGAGCUAUAAUAUAUUAUUGAUUACACAUGUUUUGUUUUUGUAUCUACCAGUAUAGUUAUUUAGUACAAAGAUUACAAAAUGCAAUUUGAUUCAAAAAUUACAAAAAAUGUACAUUAACAUGGCCCUCUUUUUUCAUUUAUAUGACCUUUCAACUUGUCCCUCUUUGCUACACAUUUUAAGCUCUAUUACUGUUAUACACUUCUUGUGCUACUUAUGAGGAGAAAUUGUGUAACAAAACAAUCAGUUGUUAGCGGUAUUGUGAGAAGAAGCUAGAUGCAUCACUAGGGCGAUUAGUGUUCAAAUAGUGGCUAAAAUGCAUGGAUAUGGCUAAUAAAGUUAAAUAUUAUUAUUAAAUUGUACUGAUGGCCACGUUUCAAAAAUGUGACUUUUGUGAGACUCAGUGGGCGGGACAUGCAAUGCACUUACUUUUGUUAAACCAUAAUGGUGAUGGGAACAUAAAUGAACUACCAAAAUACAUGUAAGAUGUGCUGAAUAUAUGUACUGGCUGAACCUUUUUAAUACCAUCAACUGAUGUGAUACAACUCAUGUUGACCAUGGGAUGACUACCACACAGGUUGUCAAAACACAGUCAGUCCUAUUCAGGACUACGUUCACCCGGAUGAUCAUACUCAACCUACUUAUGUCAUAACCAUUUUGUUAUAAUUAUUUUUCUCACUUUUUUGUUCAAAGUUAAAAUUUAUCAAGUUGUUUCUGUUCAAAUAGUUGUUGUUGAUGAUGAUGAUGAUUAUUAUUAUUUAAGCAGCUUAACGAUAACAAUAACAACAACAAUAACUUUAUUGAAUGAAUUAACUUAAAGUCCUGUGGGGUAAAAGCUAAUCUAGGUGGAACAGAACAGCUGAGGGUUAGGGUUUAACUUUUAGAAUAAAUAUUAUUAGAUAAAUAAAUUUAAAUAUUUAGUAUCAUUACAUAAAGGCAUAGUCAAGGAAACAAUAAUGUUAGAGGUUGAAGAGAAAAAUCAAUUGAGAUUUGAGAUAAGAGCUUUUUGUUAUAAAAUGCUAUUAAAAGUGACUCUUCUUUUUAAAUUUGGGAUGGUAUAUUUUGUAUGACUCAGUGAUAAAAAAACAGUGGCCUCCAAUUUUUUACUUUUAACUAUAUAGUUUGUGAUCUUGUCCAAUUCUGAAUAAAUCACUUAAUUAACCUAUGUGGCUUAUCUCUAGUCCUCUUAAUGGUUCGUAUGUUUAUUGUCAGUGAUACUAUGACUGUCGCCUCUCAGUUUGCUUGGUGCAUUUGAAAAGUUGCUUUUGCAAGACCACCACUUGUGCUCCGUCAAAUAUAAUAUAACAGUCACCUCUUGCUUAACCUGUAUGUUUCAGAAAGCCUUGUAACUUGCUUAUACAUUGAUUUUCUUUAGAAAAAGUCAAUUCCAUAAGCCAAAAUUCUCAACAUAUUAACCGAGCUGCAGUUUUGUCCAAGGUUUCUUUCAUCCAGUUUUUUUGUCAAACUUCUUCAGCCACUGUUUACAGAUCUGCUAAACUUAGUCAUUUUUUCGGACAUAUCCCAGCUCCUCUAGGUAGUUUGGUUUAUUGAUGUACUUGUCCUUGGCACAGCGCAGAAUCUCCUGGAUGUCAUCUUCAGAGAGUUCUUCUUCCUUAAUUUUACUGAUGAUCUGAUUUAAGGCCUCAUUCUUCUUCAAUUCAGCCAUUGCCUCCUCCGUACUUGUACUUUCAAGUGUCAGUUUACCUGGAAGAAAUUUACCGGGCUUAGCAGAAAGCAUCUUACUUGGUGAUGCUUGCUGUUUCAUCAACACAGCUUUACUGUGGAACUUAUCGGCAUAUGUGAAGCUCUUCUGACGAGUAACUCCAUAGCCACUCUUAUUCUUCUCAGCAGUGCUUUUAUUCUCUUGUUUUUGUUCUGUAUCAGCUUCCUUGAAGCCCAUGGCUUGCUUCAAUUUUUGAAUAUCGUCGGAAAAUUCAAACAUCUUGAACUCCAGCUGUGCCACUUCCUCAGACAAAAGCUGGAACUUGGUGCCUAGCUCCUCAAUCUUUAAGGGCUGAUCAGUUUUAGAGGCUUUUUUCUUGUCACUGACCUCUUUCAAGUCGAGGAGAGGUGUCUGCAACUUUUUCUCCUUGUCAGCAGCCUUGUUUCCCAUGAUCACUGUUUCAUCUGCCGAGUUUUCACUUGACUCUGAUGAAGUGUACUCGGGAAUUUCUUUCAGUUUCAUAGAACGUGAAGGUUUCUCUUUUUGAAUCCCAACACUCUUGUUUUCAGCCUUUUUGACAGCACCCUUGUCUAAUUUCCAGUUUGGAGCUUCAGUUUUUGCUGAGCUCAUCUUCUGUGAGAUAAGAUAGUGACCAUUGGAGGUCGAGGAAUCUGAUGUUGUCUGUGAAGGCAAAGUCUUAUCCCUAACGUCUUUGUUAUCCGGCAUUGUACUGGUUUUUUCAAAGAAACUCACUGGUACAGUUGUGGCUGCAGCUCUCUUCCUUGGACUCUUAAUGUAUUCAUAUUUAGCAAGUGUGUCGAUAGUGAUUGUUUCAAAAGUGUAUUUUCCAUGCUUAUCCUCUGCAUCCCCUUUUUCAUCCUGCUUGUUUCUGACAGAUUCCUUCUCUUUGGAAUAACCAUUUGUAGGCAGUACAUGUACCUCAUGUUUAGGGGAUGAUGUUAGUCUGCCUUUCACAUCUUUUCCAUUUGAUGGCUUUCUGCUGAGUGAGGUUCCUAAUGUUUUUCUUGGGCUGGAGAGUUUUUCUGCCAACAGCUCUGUGUAAAGGCGUUUUGUCUUGUCAUCUGUUUCCCACCACUUGUAAGUUGGGAAGUUAGGUGCUGCAGCCAUUGGCCGUCAAGGAUACCUACCAAUGUUCAAGCUGAAAAUAAACAAACUAAUAUAAUUAUGAGGGGAUGUCAGCUACAAUCUUGGACAAAACUGUUGAGAAAAUUGUAUACUUGGGGAGCAUUUUUCUAAACAACAUAGCUGUUCGCGGUUCUUCCUUCUCCCCCUUGACCCCUGAAAGCAAUGUUGUUGUCUAUUCAAAAGAAAGCCGGCCUGAUUCCUGGGCAUUUGUAGGAAGCAACAUUGAAGUGGGGGAACGGGAUUUCUUUCUGCAAAGGCAUUGUUUUGGAAAUAGUUUUGUUACGUAGGAAAAUGGACAUAAUGGGGAAAACUUUCUCAAGUAGUUUUGUCUGGGAUUGUAGCUUAUUUUGAAAUGGUAUGGGAUGAAAUGUUUUCUGGCCAUGUGUGAGGCCCUGCCAGGGGGAGGGUCCAAUGUCGCCCGUCUGAAUUCUAAAACGUCUCGUGCCGGUGUUUAUAAAUGCUUGUCUCUUAUCGUCGGCUGUGUUGUCGCUGUCGCAAUUUGGCCGAGGGAGGUUGUCUCUUGUCGCGAUUUCAUUUUACGCGCUGUCGCUACUUUUUGGGCCACGUCGCUUGUUGGAAUUUACCCUGGCAGGGCCUCAUGUGUGCAUGUUUCACUAAAGAUAGUACACAACAAUUAAUAAAAGUAAGAUUUGCUAAUUCAGAUAAGAAGUGACUUUGUUAAACUUUCGGAUAUUAAAUAAUGCACUCAAAUGUUCUUCAUAUUUAAUGACUUGAUUAUGACGUAAGUUGACCUCCAAAAUGUUGUCUUUUUAAAUGUUUUUUAACUUUUACAGCAAGGAGCCCAAAAGCAUUCUUUUGUAUAGAUUUAAUCCAAUCAGAAGCCAGCUGGAAACUGUCCUUGACUUCUGACUGGUUAAUGUCUGCAUGAAAAAAAAUGUGAGUUAAUUAAAGAAGAUCACACUUUUAGGCUCCCUGCUGUAAUAUGAAAACAUUUUAGUGUGGCAUUUUGUAUCCAGAUGUUAAAGAUUUGCUUGUAAGAAUUAUUGAAAGUUUAUAAAUAAUAUGCCAGGCACAUUGAUGUAACAACUGUCAAUGUCUGUUUUAGAUGGUGAUGUUAUCCUCCCCUGUCCUGAGAUAACAAAUGAGGGUGCCCUGUGGUUUCCUGACCUUACUGUAGCAGACCCCACCCUGAUCAUUCCCUUUGCUGUUGGUAUCUUUAACCUCACCAAUAUUGAGGUCAGUAUUAUAAUUUUUCAGUAGCACACUUGAGAGAACGAUACUUUAAUAGUUAUGUGUAAUGUUGGUGAAAGAUAUAAUUUAUGGCAGAAGGAAAUUUUACGUCAGAGAGAUUUAGAAUCACGUUAUUACAGCAAACAGCAAACGUCAAAUUCAAGUUGACGAUUUCUCAAAGAAGGAAAUGGACAGAAAAAAACUGUGCAAAAUAAUUCAAGGGAUGAUAUAGAUAGUUGAACUGUAUAGUAAUCAAGAGGUAAAGAGAAAACUUUGUCAGGUGGUACAAAUUGCUAUUUGCUGUUUGGCUUAAACAUGGUUCUAAAAUAGAAAACUAAAUGUUUCUUUGUUGGUUACUAAAGAAGAAAACAUAACUGCAAAACUAAGUUUUUGAAAUUGCUGACCAGAACAGCCUUGUCAACAUGUACUGAAAACUUGACUGUUUUCAAUAAUUGAAUUAUAGAAUUAUUCUAUAAACAGUUUAUACUUGGUCUGUUAAAUGUGCGUUCAGUACUCUCUAGAAAUCCAUUUAUAUCAAAUCUUUGAGUGCAAAUUUAAUUUUUGAACAUUAAAGUUAAGUUUUGUUGGUUUCUAAAGAAGAAAACAUAACAGCGUAACUUAGGUUAUUGAAAUUUAUUGCUGACCUGAAAAGCCUUGUCAACAUGUUUUAAAAACUUGACUGUUUUCAAUUCUAUAAACAGUUACUUGGUCUGUUAAAUGUACAUUCAGUACUCUCUAGAAAUAUAAUAUCAAAUCUUUGAGUGCAAAUUAAUGUUUGAACAUUAAAGUUAAGCUGUAAAGUUUUAACGCCUAAGUUAUAAACUUAAGCAGGUGCUGAAGAUUAAUUUACACACUAGCAAAAAGAUAUUUUUUCCUUCACAACUACUCUGUUGUGAACAUGUUUUGCAAAUGAUUUGUUAUGAAAACAAGCAAGUAAAAACUGACUGAACUUUCUUUUUUGUCACGUAAUAUUUGGUGGUUUGUUCUUCUAAUACUGAAAGGUGUAAUUCUUUGAAUCAUUAUCAUGCAGAAGAGAUUCUUAAAAGAGUUUAUGAAUUAAAUAGAAGAUAGAACAACAAUGUUUAAAUUUUCCAAUUUUUAGUUCCUAUGAAAAUUAUUCAAUUUCUGUUUCAAACAUGAGUCAUUUCUCUUUUGCAACAUUUCAAAGUAGUGGUCAUUGUAAUAAUUUUUCAUAACAAGAUAAUUUUACUUACUGAACUGGUCAGGAGCAACUUUGCUUUGGAGCAGUUAAAUACCCCUUACUCGAGGUUUAGUCCUGCAAUUAGUGUUGUGUGGACAAUAAACAACCCAGGUUUUUAAGGGCGAGGAUUGUAGAUGAAGGGUGUGGAGUGCUGUUGUGUUCAUAAUCAGGUGAAGCUAACCUCAUUGUUUAUAGUCUGACUGUAAGUUAUUUGUAAGGUGGAGCUUAGGUGUGGUCCUGGAAAGAAAAAUUUGUAGCUUUAAAGAAAUAAAAUUGCACAACAAACUCACUUAGUAUUUUCUCACUUUUUGCUGCUUGAUGAAAAUGAUGGCCAUACAGAUCAGCUGGAAAUAUGCUUUUUAAGUGAUGUUUUGAAAGAUAAAAAGUCCCAUUGAAUUUUGUUUUCAAAGGAAUGUGCAUUUUGGAUGUUAGAAGCCACCUGUGACAUAGCAACAGGUGAUCAAUGGUCACCUGCUCAUCAAGGCAGCCUGAUGCUGAUUGUUCAUACUGUUGACAAAGUUGACAGACACAUUUUGUGUUGACAAAAAAUAAUUAUUAUGUGACAAAAUUUUCAUCUAGGAGUAGAAAAAAUAUUUGAAAAUAUGGGUGUCAAACUUUUGUCCAAUUUGACACUCUUAUAUUGGUCUCAGAAAUCAUGUGUCUAUUUCUUAAUAAGCUAUGCCAUCAUGGAGUACUGCAGUUUACCAUUAAUUUAUGUUACUUCAGUUUUACAUAGCAAAGACGUUUAAUGUAUAUGAAAAUCUACUUUCUGUUGUGAUAAAAAAAUUUUAACUGAGUUUAAAGAAGACUCUUUAGGUACUCAUGAUAGAGAUUUUACAAUUUUGCAUUGCUUUGGAACAUUCAGAAGGCUGAUUUUGCUUUAACAUCUUAAAUGCAAUAAUAUAAUCUGCAAUUCUAAUUAUAUCAUGCAUAUUAUUAUAAUUAAUUUUUAUAUACUUGUAAUAAUUUUUAAAUUUUUUUUAAAAAUAAAAAUCUUUCUGAAGUUGAUGCAUAACUUUGAAAUUAAUGGAUUAUUAUAGUUGUGUUGUAAAUUUUUCGAAUAUCUAUUGUGCUGUUUUCUUUUUAACUUUGACAUAGUCUUAGUGUUGAGAUUUAUGUAGCUCAUGACAUGCUAAAACAGUCUACAAUUAUAAUUAUUUUUAUUGCUUUGAGUUGUCACGGGUUUUUUUCACCCACAAGUUGUUGUCACCCAUGAUGCUGGACAAUAGUGAUUGGAGAUUGUAGAUUGUUUGCAUCAAAUUUCUUAGUUGUAACUGUAACCACUGAGAAAUUGUUCAAGACAGUUAUGUUAAAGGUUAACAAUGAUGUGUUAUUGUUUUCUGCAAACAAGUAAGGCAACACUGUAUGAACAGCUCCUACAUUACUGGGGUCAGCUAGGAAUUUCUUUUGGUUCUAUUUUUCUUCUUUUUCCCUUUGAAAGUAGCCAAGGACCACAUUCAUAGUAGCCAGGGGAAAUCCCUGGCCCCUGGCUCUUAAUGACAGCCCCGACUAAACAUCCUUAACAGAAGCAAAGCUACAAUACUGGUCUGUAAAGUUAAAGUAGAAGUUAUUUAGAACUUCUGUUUUGGAAUGAUUCCAAACAGUUUCAACUUACAUUGGCAAACGUCAAAGCAGGCACAAACUAAUGGCCUUACAUUUACCUAAGAUAGAAAUAAAAGAAUUGAUUCCUGUGUUAUGGCAGUAAUUUGGUACUUGCAUGAACUAUAUUUUUGUAAAUUUGUUUGAAUAAUGUGUAGAUUUGUUUAAAACGUGAUCAGUUCAAAAGAAACUUCAAAAAUUAAUGCUCUCAGCUUCCAAAGGACUGCCUUAUAAUGCAACAGGUGUUCUUAGCCUAUUUGGCCACCUGUUCAUAUGGAGCAGGUCACACUGUUGCCAGUUUGUUUCUCUUGGACAUUUUAUUUACCAAAAAGGGUGUGUCACAUUUAAGACCAAAAUCAACAACUUACAGUAAAAUAAAUUACUUAUCCUAACCUAGGUCUCGCCUCUGGAUAUUCUUGCUUGGGCUCCUUUCCAUUGCUUAAUUUGGCUCCCAAAGUUGGUUAAAGGGACGUGCAGUUAAAUCUGUGAAAAACAUGCAUUUGGUGACAAAUCAAAUACAGUAGCACUGUCAAUUUGCAGUUUUUAAAAUGAGAUAUAAAUUAGGAAUUUUUCUUAACUGUUGAAUCAAAGUGUGUUCCUCAAUUUAUCAGAAAAGGUCCAUGCACUUCCUGGUGGACUGUUACAGAUACUGCAUUUUAUGGAAAAAUAGCAGCCAUAUAUUAGUGAGCAGCUUUAAUUCAUCUUUAUAUGAUGGUAAUCACUCAAGUUUUAUAUGGUAUGUUUGAAUCUCACAUGAGUGUUUUUUCUCUCUCUUGUGGUCAGCUCAAUGCAUUGCGACGAGAUAAAGCAACAAAGUUCCAACGGAUUGUGACCAACACCCUGCGAAUUGUGUCCGUGGGAAUGGUGGUUGUAGCUUCACAGGUCCCUGCAGUAAGUUGUCAUUAACCUUAGAGUUUGUUCGACUCUUCCUAGGAUUGAAAUAGUUUAUAUAAUCAUUGUGAUUAUUAAUUUUGUGGCUUGUAAUAAUAAAUCAUCAUUUAUUAUCAGUUUCAAACUAUGCCAUAGUGACGUUUAAUUUAUAUCUAAUAAUUAUCAUUUUGUAUAAUAAUAAUUUUAUGAGAAAAAAAAACCAUGUAAAUGGCAAUAUUAAUAUAAUUAAAUCUUUUUUAAACUUGAUAGAUCAGGAAGAAACCGUUUCUUUUAACUUAAUUAUGACGAAAUCAGUUACAAAUAAGUGGUCCAUAGUUAUAGGCACUGUUAAGUCAUAAUGUUAUUAUUAUCAUGGUUAAAAAAGUUCAUCUAAUGAUCAUUUUGUAAAUGCAAUUAAUAUUUAUGAUUUCUUGCAUAAAUGAACAUUAUUUUAUUUUCACGUUUCUGAUUUUCAGGCCAUGUCCCUUUACUGGGCUGUUUCAGCCUUCUUUGGUCUGACACAGAACAUAGCCAUUAAGGUUCCUUCAGUGCGUCGCCAUUUAGGCAUUCCAAAGACUCCAAGUGAAAGUGAGCAUCCAUUUCAAGACUUGAGAAACCUGGCUCAGCUGAAAGGACAAGAGUUCCUCAGGAUUCAACGAGAAGGACGACCAGUGAAAAAGAAGAAAUGAUGUUAUAGGACAUUGAUGGAGGUGAGAAUAAUAAUGGUGAGAACAAUAAUUUCUCGCUAUUAGUUGUUUGGGUGGGGAGCCAGUUUCUAGAACGUUCCAGUGAAGCUGUUGUUGUUGCAUUCAAGAUAGAGGUUUCAAUAGUUUUGCAUACAACUAUCAGGUUUGUUUUAGCUAUAGGACCUCUGCUAUUAUUCUUUAGAUUUUGAUUUGAAUACUUGAUUACAAGCCCUGAAAAUGUACCAUAACUUUGGGGAAUUGGGCCCCUGGUUCAUUAAAUAAAACUAAUGGUGGCCCAUUGUUGGAAAUGCAAAUAGCCUGUGUAUAUAGCUGCCUCUGUAGUAGCAAGCAAUAUAUGGGAGAAAGCUGUAUAAAUUUUGCUGAUUUAACAAUAUUAGGCUAGUUAUUGUUUUAUUAGCAGGAUAUUUUUCCACAAAGAAUUGUGAUGUGAAUCUGGUCCAAGGUCCCUAUAAUAUUGCUGGUAUUAUCCUUUGCUAGUUAUUAUUGAUGUAGUUCUUACCAUGGCCAAUGCUCACAAAAUUGUAAACAAUUUCCCUCUCCAGCUGCAGAGAGUACAGGAAAUUGGUCUGGCAGCAUUAGACUGAGUGUAAGCAGACUAGCCAGGUUGGACAAUGUACAAUUUCUGUUUGGCGAUGUCUUUGAUGAACAUGAAAAAUGCAGAAUUGCAACUUAAUGAGAAGGACAUUGGGGUUGGAAGGGUACAAAACAUGGCUGUAAUUCACUGACUUGUGGAGCAGUAAGAAAGAAGGCUGCUGUAUGCAAAAUCAGUUGAUUGACAGUCAAAAGGAACACACUGAUAUGCAUUUGCAUGAGGGAAAAAAUUUGGCUCAAGUGGUCUUGCAACAACCUUGCUGAUAAGUAUUGUUGCAUUGGACAGAAUCUGUCAUCAGUGGAUGACUAAUAUUUAUUGUUAAAUAGGUAUUGGCAUGGAAUUGUAACAGUAAGUUUAGUCUGUGGGUGUAUGUAAGUAAGGUAAAAUACUGUAAAUUUCAGUGCAGAGAAUUAAAACUUUAAAGAUAGUUAAC